Molecule: messenger RNA, 3893 nt
Organism: Onychostoma macrolepis
Lineage: Eukaryota; Metazoa; Chordata; Actinopteri; Cypriniformes; Cyprinidae
Gene: pdk4
Product: pyruvate dehydrogenase kinase, isozyme 4
Exons: 12
Coding region: 468-1757 (429 amino acids)
Biological process (GO): regulation of glucose metabolic process; protein phosphorylation
Cellular component (GO): mitochondrion
Molecular function (GO): pyruvate dehydrogenase (acetyl-transferring) kinase activity
Source: RefSeq, a predicted model, not a curated record
UAGAUAGCGAAGCCCAUUUCUGAUGGCUGCACAAGAAACAGCGUUGAACAAAAUCAUGUAAUCAGUCUUUUUAUAUUAACUGUACAAUGCAAUGAUAGCGUUUUACCUAUCGGUAAGAAUAGAAAGAAAGAACUCGACGAGUGGGUUAAUCUCUAUUGUACUACAUCUAUGCAGAUUGGAGUAGCAGUCUCCCCUCCCUCCCUUGUGUUAUGUUUGUACCCUGUUUUUGUACCUUGUGCUGGGCAGUUAUUUUGGUGCAAUGACAAAUUAAACCGAAUUAGAGCGAUUCAGGAGGACUCUUCCACCGAACAGUCCGAUCACACCGGAUUUCUGCGCAGAUCUUCAUUUAUGCGAUGAAGUAACAGGCUUUGCUAGCAUGUCAAACUUUGCGAACUGCAUCUGUUGAGACGAGGACAAUAGCUCGCUGAGAACAUUUCAAGAUCUGUGGAUUUCACUUGAAGAUCAACAUGAAGUUCGCCCAGAUCAUGCUGAAGAACAGCUCAAAGCUGAACAUACCUAAACAAGUGGACAGAUUUUCAAAGUACUCUCCGUCCCCGCUGUCAAUGAAGCAAUUCAUUGACUUUGGAUCAGCCAAUGCCUGUGAAAAGACCUCCUUCAUGUUUUUAAGGCAAGAGCUUCCUGUCCGUUUAGCCAACAUCAUGAAGGAGAUCGACUUUCUCCCGGACAAACUGCUCGGCACUCCUUCACUUAAGCUGCUUCAAAGCUGGUAUGCGCAGAGUUUGAUGGAGCUUGUUGACUUUUUGGAGAAAGACCCUGAUGAUAAAAAAAUCCUAACUAAAUUCACAGAAACGCUGAUCAAUGUCAGGAACAGGCACAACAAUGUGGUGCCCACCAUGGCACAGGGAGUGCUGGAGUACAAGGAGGCCUUUGGCGUGGAUCCCGUGACCAAUCAGAACGUCCAGUAUUUUUUGGACCGCUUCUACAUGAGCCGAAUCUCCACACGCAUGCUGAUGAAUCAGCACACAUUAAUCUUUGAUGGCAGCACCAAUCCAGCCCACCCCAAACACAUUGGCAGUAUCGACCCAAACUGUGAUGUUGUGGAGGUUGUAAAAGAUGCCUAUGAGAGUGCCAAGAUGCUGUGUGAUCAGUACUACUUGACCUCUCCCGAAGUGGAAAUCAAACAAGUGAACUCCUGUAGUUGUUUGACAGUGUGGAAUGGUGCCAACAAAAUGUGUUGGGUGGGGAUUAUAGUUAAAGGACCCAGUGACCCUAUACAUAUAGUUUAUGUGCCUUCUCAUCUGUACCACAUGCUCUUUGAGCUCUUCAAGAAUGCAAUGAGAGCAACUGUGGAAACCCAUGAGACCAGCCUACAUCUCCCACCAAUCAAAGUGAGAGUUUCUCUAGGAAGUGAAGAUAUGACCAUCAAGAUGUCUGACAGAGGAGGUGGGGUUCCUUUGAGGAAAAUCGAAAGGCUUUUCAGCUACAUGUAUUCAACUGCACCGAGUCCUGUGGCUGAAAACAGCCGUAAUGCUCCCCUGGCUGGUUUUGGCUAUGGUCUUCCUAUUUCCCGCCUUUAUGCCAAGUACUUCCAGGGAGAUCUGCAGCUCUACUCCAUGGAGGGAUAUGGCACGUCGGCAGUCAUAUACCUAAAGGCCUUAUCCACUGAAUCAAUAGAAAGACUUCCUGUCUUCAACAAGUCAGCCUUAAGGCAUUAUCAAACGAGCAUGGAGGCAGACGACUGGUGCAUCCCAAGCAGCGAGCCCAAGAAACUAGGAAAGUACGAGUACAUUGUUUGAGAGGAAUGAGAAGCUCCUACGAUAAACAUAAGGACCGAACAGGACGAACUGUAGAGGAGUUCAUUUGCGUAACCAUCUAUGUGACUGUUGAGGUAUUUCAGACGCUUGGUUUUAUCAAAGGGUUGAUAAUUGACUUAAGAAUGUUACAGUCUGAAUAACAAGGGCAUUUUUGUCUUCCACAUCUCACAUUGCUUAUAAUACACCAUUCACUUCAUUUGCGUUGCUAACUCUUUCAUUCAGAAUUUCACAGGACAUUCUUCUUCUGUGAUGUCUGAGACUUGUUUGAGCACUUGUUGAUUCCUACACAUUACCACAGAUUCUGUAAGUGUGUUUUAGGGUAUGUGAACUUGUGUUUUAGUCAGUGGGGCCAAGUUACCAGCUUUGUGUGAGUUAUAGCAUGCAUCUCUAGCAAAUAUUUGGGAGAAUACAGAAGCAUCUGAAAGUAACCAAGGCUUUAUAUAUUUUCCUUGGUUAAAAAUGCAUUCACAAUGCAAACAUUAGAAUGACCAUAGUUGUGUGUUGCUUGAUUGUGAUAUUGAAAUGUUCCUCUAACAGUUGGACCUACUGUCUAACACUCCAUUUAGUUUUGAGUGUAAAAAUGUGAUGCUAUCAAAAAGGCCAAAUCAUUUCAUAAACAUGCAAGAGUUGUUUUUGCAAUGACAUCCAAGUUACUUCACUGACAUUAAAAACAAUGAAUUUAAUUUGACACUCUUAUCUAAUAUGUAAUAAUAAUAGAUUUGUUCAAUAGAUUUGAAUAGAGUUGUGUUAGAAGAAACCGACAAAGUAAGUUUGGGCCCAAGUUCGUUGCUAUGUUAAUUCAUUUAUUUAAAACUGGCUAGAUGGAUUAGACAGUGUUACUUUUUGCUAUGUGUGAAGCUUUUUGACCACAAAAAUGUAUGAUCUUUGUGACAACAGCUUCUGGCUGAACAUUUCAGGUAUUCUGUAUGAACAAAAAUGACAUGUAGCUCUAUUUGAUUCAUUUUUUAGCAUGAAAACACUGAAGAGGCAAUAUUUUCGUUAUUUUUAUUUGCGUAUAAAUGAAAGAAAAAUGAAAUGGCUUGUUUUAAAUGCUACCUGGUUUCAUGGCAUUUACGUACCUGGGUGCACUUUUUAGCGUGACAUGAAAGACGUACCAAUAAGUACAUAUCACUGCAGUUUCCAAAAUAAAUGAACACUUUCACACAAAUUUACAGAGUUGCGAUUAAUAAAGCGUAAUUUUCGCACAAUUACUUGAAGAAUAUCAUGCUAUGACUUCAAAACAAUAUUAAUAUGCUGGGAGAUUUGAAAACUGAUGCUUUUGAACAUUAGCAUCGCACACAUCCAGCUUCAUAUCUAUGGGUUUUCAUAGAUGAUAAGUUUGUUCGGUAGCUCAUGGAGUACGGAGACGGACUUAGGAAACGUGAAGCUCCGGUUUGAAUAACUACGGUUCGACAAAGCAGUUAAAAUCUGCUUAAAAGGAAGUUCAAAUGGCACAGUUGCAUCAGCUAAUACGUUUUUAUAUCAGUUUUGCAUUUGUUUACACUAUCGGGUAGGUGUAGGGCAUAUUUCCAACAUGAUAGAGCAUUUAGCGACAGUCCCCGGAUAUUUGAAUUCUGAACCGCCGCAAUACGUAUCUGAAGCAACGUAAUAAAAAAACAGCAAUACGUACCAAUAUCUACGUAAUAAAAACGUGCCAGGGUUCACAUAUUGAACCUGUGUUUUAGCGCUACUCAGUGGACAUCUCUAUUUGAAACUGCGGCGAAACGUGCAGCAAGGUACGUAAAACGCUGUCGCACAAAAAGUGCGCAGAGGUACGUAUUUUUAUGAGACCAGGUUGUUUAAAUAUAUUGUCUCAGGAUUGUGCUGUUUUGCCUUUCUAGUUUUGUCUGGUUUUUAGUCAUUCAAUCUUGUUUUUAUUGUUGUUUUGUUUUAAUCUUACUGUAAUAUUUGUAAAGGUGGCUUUUUGAAAGCAAUGUGAAGUAUGAAUUUUAAGGGAACUCAAGUGGCAGCAGCUGUGACACUCAUCAAACUCUGUGUGGGUUUCAGCUGCUAACAUGUAUUUGCCUCGUUCAGAGAUGGAAGUAUUUAGACAACCUCAAUAGAUCAUUUGCACAUUUCAAGCUAUAAUCAAGAACUGACAUGUUGAUGUUAUUCAUU